AGGACGCUGCGCACGCGCCUGCGCCUGCAGACCCUGACCCGCGAGCGCGUGCUGCGCUUCCUGCGCCGCAACGCCUUCAUCCUGCUCACUGUCAGCGCCGUGGUCAUUGGUGUCAGCCUGGCCUUUGCCUUGCGCCCAUACCAGCUCACCUACCGGCAGAUCAAGUACUUCUCUUUUCCUGGUGAGCUUCUCAUGAGGAUGUUGCAGAUGCUGGUGCUGCCCCUCAUUGUCUCCAGCCUGGUCACAGGUAUGGCAUCCCUGGACAACAAGGCAACAGGGAGGAUGGGGAUGCGGGCUGCUGUGUACUACAUGGUGACUACAGUCAUUGCGGUCUUCAUCGGCAUCCUCAUGGUCACCAUUAUACAUCCUGGGAAGGGCUCCAAGGAGGGGCUGCACCGCGAGGGUCGAAUCGAGACCAUCCCCACAGCUGACGCCUUCAUGGACCUGGUCAGAAAUAUGUUUCCACCCAACCUUGUGGAGGCCUGCUUCAAACAGUUCAAGACGCAGUACAGCACAAGGGUGGUCACCAGGACCAUUGUGAGGACAGAGAACGGGUCUGAGCUGGGUGCCUCUAUGCCUCCUCCACUGUCAGUGGAGAAUGAAACCAGCAUUCUGGAAAAUGUCAGUCGGGCCUUGGGGACCCUGCAGGAGGUGCUGAGCUUUGAGGAGACUGUUCCUGUGCCUGGAUCUGCCAAUGGCAUCAAUGCCCUGGGCCUUGUGGUCUUCUCCGUGGCCUUUGGGCUGGUCAUCGGUGGCAUGAAACACAAGGGUCGCGUCCUGAGGGACUUCUUCGACAGCCUCAAUGAGGCUAUUAUGAGGCUGGUGGGCAUCAUUAUCUGGUGAGUGCUGGGCCGGGCCUGGGUGGGCAGCAGUGGUCAUGGACAAGGAAGAGCUAGGGCUGGGACCAGGCAGGCGGUGCAGAAAUUACAGAAGCUGACUUUGGCCAAAGUCUUUCAUCUGUAUAUUGUCUAAUUCGUCACGAACUUAUCCAUUAAUUAAUUCAUACAUUUUUCAUAUUUCCUGCAAUGAUUUAUUCACUUGUUCAUACCCUCAUUCACCUG
Molecule: messenger RNA, 1061 nt
Organism: Fukomys damarensis (Damara mole-rat)
Lineage: Eukaryota; Metazoa; Chordata; Mammalia; Rodentia; Bathyergidae
Gene: Slc1a6
Product: solute carrier family 1 member 6
Exons: 5
Biological process (GO): L-glutamate transmembrane transport
Cellular component (GO): plasma membrane
Molecular function (GO): neutral L-amino acid transmembrane transporter activity; L-glutamate transmembrane transporter activity; glutamate:sodium symporter activity
Source: RefSeq, a predicted model, not a curated record